AAGCGGGAGUUAUUGAAUGGGCAGCAAGUGAAAUUGUUUAAAAAUCUGUAAAUAUUUAUAUUAAGUGAUUCGUCGCAACAUUCCGAAAUGAUCGAUACUAUCGAGAAAGAUGAGAAUCUAAUCAGUGAGGAGGAAGCUGCUCAAUAUGACCGGCAGAUUCGACUAUGGGGGCUGGAUGCACAAAAGAGACUGAGGGGUUCUCGAGUACUGCUUGUUGGACUAAAAGGACUGGGUGCUGAAGUGGCCAAGAACCUUAUUUUAGCUGGAGUAAAAGCACUCACACUUCUGGACCAUGAACAGGUAACUGAAGAAUCCAGACGAGCACAGUUUCUGAUCCCUGUAGAUGCAGAUGGUAAAAAUCAAGCCCAGGCGUCACUGGAACGAGCCCAGUUCCUCAAUCCGAUGGUAGAAGUAAAGGCUGACACUGAACAAGUGGAGAACAAGCCAGAUGACUUCUUUCUGCAAUUUGAUGCGGUGUGUCUGACAGGAUGCUCCAGAGACCUCAUGGUACACGUGGAUCAGCUUUGCUCCUCUAGGAACAUUAAGGUCUUCUGUGGGGAUGUCUAUGGUUACCAUGGAUACAUGUUUUCUGACCUGGGCCUGGAGCAUCAUUAUGUAGAAGAAAAACCAAAGAUGGUAAAAUCAUCAGAAGAGUCUAAUGACGGACCUGAAGUAAAGAAACCUAAAGUCGAUCCUAAUGAGACCACCAUGGUGAAGAAGACGGCGAGUUUCUGCUCCUUGAAAGAGGCUCUGGAGGUAGACUGGACCAGCGAGGAGGCCAAACGCAGUCUCAGACGCACUCCAUCAGACUACUUCUUACUGCAAGUAAUGUUGAAGUUCCGUACUGAUAAAGGACGAGAUCCUCAGCCUGGUAGUUAUGCUGAGGACUCCAAACUGCUCCUGCAGAUCAGAGAUGACCUCCUAGAGUCCAUGGGAGUGAAUCCGGACCUCCUUCCAGACAACUUUGUCAGGUAUUGCUUCUCUGAGAUGGCACCAGUGUGUGCUGUGGUUGGAGGAGUACUAGGUCAGGAGAUUGUCAAGGCACUGUCUCAGAGGGAUGCUCCACACAGGAAUUUAUUUUUCUUUGAUGGACUAAACAGUAGCGGCGUUGUGGACUUCUUCGGAUCCAAACGAUCAUAAAGAAGAACAAGGUGGUUUCAAGGGGGUUGAAAUCAAAGCACUCAAAGCACCACAAACUGUUUUAGUGCAGCAAGAAACAAAUGUUCUGACUGAACUUUUGAAACUGUAAGAAAAGUGGAGCAAUUUGCCAUGCAAUGUUUUUGUAAUUUGAACUUAAUAAAAAAACCUGGUUUGAACUACAA
This is a messenger RNA of Trichomycterus rosablanca, 1322 nucleotides long. It is a transcript of the gene sae1, whose product is annotated as SUMO1 activating enzyme subunit 1. Gene Ontology annotation, molecular function: SUMO activating enzyme activity. The transcript is spliced from 9 exons. The record is from RefSeq and is a predicted model, not a curated record. Bases 88 to 1140 code for a protein of 350 amino acids. Gene Ontology annotation, biological process: protein sumoylation. Lineage: Eukaryota; Metazoa; Chordata; Actinopteri; Siluriformes; Trichomycteridae. Gene Ontology annotation, cellular component: cytoplasm; SUMO activating enzyme complex.